Molecule: messenger RNA, 1014 nt
Organism: Nannospalax galili (Upper Galilee mountains blind mole rat)
Lineage: Eukaryota; Metazoa; Chordata; Mammalia; Rodentia; Spalacidae
Product: olfactory receptor 2W1
Exons: 1
Coding region: 44-997 (317 amino acids)
Biological process (GO): G protein-coupled receptor signaling pathway
Cellular component (GO): membrane
Molecular function (GO): G protein-coupled receptor activity; olfactory receptor activity
Source: RefSeq, a predicted model, not a curated record
CUCCUCAGGUUUUUUCACUGUAGAAUACAGUCUUUGAAAGACUAUGGACCCAAGUAACUACAGUAGUCUACAUGUUUUUAUUCUGCUGGGCUUCUCGGAUCAUCCCAAACUGGAGAUGAUCCUCUCUGGCGUUGUUUCCAUCUUCUAUAUUAUUACAUUGGUGGGUAACACAGCUAUCAUUCUCGCAUCCCUCCUGGAUUCCCAACUCCACACACCAAUGUACUUCUUCCUCAGGAAUUUAUCUUUCCUGGAUUUGUGUUUCACAACAAGCAUCGUCCCUCAGAUGCUGGUAAACUUGUGGGGACCUGAGAAGACCAUCAGCUCUUUGGGUUGUGUUGUUCAGCUCUAUGUGUAUAUGUGGCUCGGCUCCAUUGAGUGUCUUCUCCUGGCUGUCAUGUCCUAUGAUCGUUUCACUGCUAUUUGUAAGCCCUUGCAUUAUUUUGUAAUCAUGAACCCAUGUCUGCGUCUCAAGAUGAUUGUCAUGGUCUGGAGUAUUAGUUUGGCCAACUCUGUGGUACUAUGCACACUCACAGUGAAUUUGCCUAGAUGCGGAAACAACCUUCUGGAUCACUUCUUGUGUGAGUUGCCCGCAAUGGUCAAGAUAGCUUGUGUAGACACCACAACAGUCGAAAUGUCUGUUUUUGCUCUAGGCAUUGUCAUUGUCCUUACACCCCUCAUCCUUAUUCUUAUUUCCUAUGGCUAUAUCGCCAAAGCUGUAUUGAGAAUGAAAUCAAAGGCAGGGCAACGAAAAGCAAUGAAUACCUGUGGAUCUCAUCUUACUGUUGUGUCCAUAUUCUAUGGAACUAUUAUCUACAUGUACCUGCAACCAGGUAACAGUGCCUCCAAGGACCAGGGCAAGUUCCUCACUCUCUUUUACACCAUCAUCACUCCAAGUCUCAACCCCCUCAUCUAUACCCUAAGGAACAGAGAUAUGAAAGGUGCACUGAAGAGACUGAUGAAAGUUCACCACAAAUCUGCAGAAAUAGAGAGAAACUAAACAUCACAGAAAAAUAU